AUGUUAUCUGUUCCAUCUCUAUGUUUAAUUACAGUGUCUCCGAUUACAGCUUGGGAAAAAAUACAACAGAAUUUACCAGGAGAAGACUUUCAACAGAUUUAUAAUGAUCAUUUACCCAUUGAAGUGCGUCAGUUGUUAUCCCCGUGGUUUGAAACUAAAGCUUGGUAUGAAAAUAUUGUUUUAUAUUUAAUUGUAUAGUAAUUUUUCUAUAUAUAUAUAUAUAUAUAUAUAUACCUAAAAACAAUUGCUUGGAAUUUAAUAAUCAAAUCAUAAUAAUAUGGUAUAACAUAUUUUGAAUAUUAUUUUAAAUGAAAUAAUGAAUUUUAAUUAUUGCCAUAUGUAUUGAAAUCUUAAUGCUGAUAAGUGAUAAUGCAUCUCAGAUAUUUUACGUAUAAUAAAUAUGAUUAAUUUCAUGGGUGCGUAAUGCUUAGAAAUAUAUGACUAGUGGUCAGGACAUUGCUGUUUUUUUCGUACUGUACAAACGCUAAAGCUACUUCUAAAAAAAAGUAGCUGCCGCUACUGUAAUUUUUUUUAAAUUAAAUAUUCUAAAUAUAUAUAUAAAUAAAAAAUGUAUGUAUAAAAAUAAAAUUAAUUAAUUAAUAAUUGUGUCGCCUGGAAUAUUAUGAUAAGUGUAUUAUACGACAGGUUUUAAAUUAAAAAUUCAUCAGCAGGUAUAAUACAGUCAAAAUGUAAAACACAACUUUUAUUAACAAGUAUUAACCAUUGUAAUAAUUUUGUUUUUAAUUUUAAUUUUAUUAUUUUUUAAAUUGUAGUGCGCUAUUUAAUAAAAACAUUACUGUUUAAAUAAAGCGCCUUAGUUUUUCAGUACAUUUUUAUUUAAGCUUUUUCCUUUUUAGAGUCUACACUCAUUACGAAUAUUUGUUUUUUUUUUUUUAAUUAAUUAUUUCUUAUUUGAACAUAUUACUUAUUUAACAUAAAACAGUACUAUUACUUGAUAAAACAAAAUUAUGUGUCACUUAUUAUGUUAUUAUACUCUUAAGGUAUUCAAAAACUAAAAAUUAUCUUAAUAAAAAAAAAUAAACUGGUACAACUAAUCAUAAGCUUGAAGUUACUCAAAUUAGAAUUUGAAAGUUUAUCAUAGAACAUUUAGCCUUCAAUUAUUAUUGAGUACCUAUAAUUUUCACUACACUACUUGUGAGAUUUUUAGCGUGCUAUAAUAUUUUAUUAUAUUCUGAGUACUAUGGCAACACUUCAUUCUUCUUUUUAGGCAUCUUGGAGACUGUUAAGGUCCAUCACAGCAGCUACAACAUUUAUUCAUCUCUCCCUGUACCUUGAUACUUUCUCUGCAUUUUCUACCUCAACUAUCCUGAGGUUUUUCUUAAUUCUAUCAGCCCACUGUUGUCUAGGUCACUCUCUGUGUCGUUUUCUUGUUUAGUCUCCAUGUUGUUGUGUUCCCCAAUAUUCCUUCUGAUUUCCGCACAUGGCUGGAUUACAUACUCUUCAUGAUUCCUAUAAUGUAAACUUCUUCAAAUAGUCUUCUCAAUUCUUAAUUUGUCCUAACUUCAAAUUCAUCGUCAUCAUUUUUUUUUUGGUUUAAAAUUUUUUCGCAAGAUUUUCCUUUCAAAUACGCCCAAUUUAUUUUCAUCCGAUUUAGUGGUUGCCCGUGUCUCACACGCAUAUAAUGCUAUGGGUCUAAUUACAACUUUGUACGUUAUCUUUGUUCAUCAUGAGAGUACUUGAUGAUUUGAACAAUGUUGAUAAUCCAAAAUAGCAUCUGUUUGCUGUUAUCAAUCUUUCUCUUAUUUCCUCAUGACUAUUCGCAUUUUCAUUCACUCACGCUCCAAAGUACUUGAAAUAUGCUACUUUUUCUUUGAGAAACCUUUUAUUUUGAGUGUUCUAGCUGUGUGUUUUUUUCUGGAUAAUAUUAGGUAUUUUAUUCUCAUUUAAUUUUUGAUAAGACCGAUUUCUUUCCCUAUCAUUAUUAGCUCUUUUGUGGAUUGUUUUAGGCUCUCCUUAUCUUCCGAAAUUAUUAUCAGAUCAUCAAUACGCUCCAAUCUGUUGGUUAUCACUAAUUUGUAUUCCUUCCGCCUUACUAUGAACUUGCCUUGCCACUGACGGAAACGGGGCAUUUCCUUGUCUGAGACCUGUUGAUACUGAUAAAUCAUUUGAGUAAGCUCCUAAAAUUACCUUGCAUUUAGAUUCUUAUACGCACGUUUUGAUCAUUCUAAUAAGCUUUUCUGGUAUUCCCAGGUAUUAACUUCUGCUGUGGUCCUAUAUACUAGUAUGUAGCGACACUACAUUGAUCGCUAUAAAUAAAGUAGCGUGCUACUGUAGCAACAUUACGAUUAGCCCACUACUCUCGGCUAAUGUAAAUAACAUCUAUGUAUGUAAAGUAUGCUAGGUACUCCUACGGAUUUGCAGUAUGUAGUAUACUUUACGGGUACCCUGAUUUUCUUUGGGAAGGAUAAAAGAUAAAAUUGAAUGAAUUGGUGUCAAUAACCAAAUAAUAUUUUAUUGAGUGAUGGGGUUAUAAGCAUUUUUUUUCUGGAAUAUUUUCACUCUAUCUCUGCUGUAGACUAAUUAGACAUCUAGGUGUUGUCAGAAACCAAUGACUUGAUUUAUUCCUUUCUUAUCUAAUAGAAGAAUGGUAGAAUAGAAGGUAUCCUAUAUAAUAUGCUUUUAGUGCUAGAACUUGCAUUUUUGUCUAAAACGAUGUAAUUUAGAUUACUACAAAUUAAUUAGUAUGUAUUUUAUUUUAAAAUUUGAUGACCAAUUAGAUAUUUUAAUGGUUCAUUAGCUUUAUUAUAAAUUAUUCUGAUAACGACGAAAAAACUGAUAUAUAAAGCUGUGUUCUCAUAAAAAAACAACAGAACAUGUAUUAUUGAAGGCGUAUAAAAUAUUCGAAAAUAUUUUGUCGGAAAGUGUUUUGUUGGAAAGUAGGAUAAUAAUUUUUACUCUAAAAAUAUUUGUUAUAUAUAUUUUAGUGGCUGCUUAUUAGUGCAGGUAAUAAAAUUUAUUUUCUGACAAUAAUUUUGUGAUAAAAUAAUAUUCUGACAAAUUUUUUUCUAAAAAAAUACAAACCAGAGCAGCAGGGAAGGGUGUUAAUUGCAUAAUCAUUUUUAGAUUAUAACCUAGAAUUGCUAGGUAAAAAUCAAAAUUUAAUCCUUAUCUGGAACUACAUUUCUCUUGAUUGUUUAUUCUAAAUUAAUCAAAAAUUUAAAUUUAAAGUUAAGAUUAAGCCUAUUAUAUUUAAUUUUAAAGAGUUAUUAUUGUCAAAACUUAAAAAGUAUAUAUUCUUUUAAAUAAUGCUUUUAAUAAUUAAUAUUUUAAAAAAAUUAUUUUGCCAAAAUAUUUGCUUUUUUAAUGUUUAAUUCAUCAUUAAAAUCAAAACUUAAAGUUUGAUACAAGGGCGUCAGCAGAAGGUUGUGAGAAAUGGCAAAUAUUCAUACAGACAUUUACAUUUUUAUUUGUAUCAUGCUACAUUAUGGUAAAAAAAUAAGGUAGACAAAUGCUUUUGAAUGUUCCCCCCCACACCCCCGAGGACGUUUGUGGGUUUACUGGUAAUGGAUGUGAUGAUCACUCACUAUGCCUACUGAUACUGCUUAACAGCUCAGGUGCCCACAUGGAGACACUUUGGUUGACUUCAUAUACUAGCUACUAGCUACCGGGUUCCAAUCUGACACUGGUAUAACAAAGUUAGUGCUGCACAUAUGCACUUAAAUCUUGUUAAAGACAGCGAGACCGAGUCAUUAGUAGAAUGUUAGGAUUUUUACUAAAAUUGUACUCCCAGGAACAGGAAAGAACAUUUUAAAUGUGUUUAUGGUAUAAGGUACAAUUUUGAAAUUAUUAUAAACAAAAUCAUUAAACAGUCCAAUAAUUAUAAUCUUUUUUGAUUAGUCACUGAAGCACUAUUAAAAAGUUAUUGACAAAUCUUGGUUUAUUUAUGUAUCAAUAAACCAUUUUAACUCUUAAGUAUAUUUAAACUUCGUAUUUUUAAGUUAUAAUAUUAAAAAAUAAAAACUAUUAUUAUUUUAUUGUUAGAAUAUAAUAUGUUAACAAAAUAAUUUGAAAUUAUCAAUAAUGUUUGUUUCUUAUUCAUUAAUAUAGUAAACUUCAAAAUGUUGCCCUAGAAGGGCAAUAAUCUUAUAUAAUCCAAUAGACAAUAGUCACUCAUCUACUCGUAUUACUCUAUUACUUAUUGGACCAUUUAUUUUAAAAGUAAUUAAAGUAUAAAUAUAGGAUUUUGCGUAUAAUAAAACACAUUAUUUAUCAUAAUAGUUAAUAAAUCCACUUUUUAGAUUUUACAUUAAAUAUUGCAUAUAGCUUUCUAUCAUUUAAUUUUUUUAUAUUAUUUUUAAUUACCAACAAUAUAAUAUAAUUAAUAAAAUCCUUGUCUCUGAUUUUAAUCAAGUUUUAAUUUUUUUAUUGUGAAAGGGAUUCAGAAACUAUUAAUUUUACAAUGAUAAUAAUUAUUUUUUUUUCAGAAAAUAUUUGUAAGAAUUAUAUACAUAGUUAAUUAAAGUUAUACAUUAACACUGGGUAUAGGUAAUUGAGCAAUAAUAAUAGGUGAUUUUUUAAAAUUCAAUUACUAGAGGAGUGUCCUAUUCUGGAACCAUUGUUGUUUCAUUUUUAAUUGUUAUCUUGACAAUUAGUGUUCAUAAUAUAAUUUAUGAUUAGGACUAAAAACUAACAUAAUAGAAUUCUCAUUUGCUUUAUACCAAUUAUCCACAAAGCUUGUAUGAAAUUACUAUUUCCUGGAACUAUUAAAUUAUGUUGUAAUAAAUUGAUGAGAUAAGAAUUUAUAUACUGAUGUACUAAAACUAUAUUUUUAAAUUAAUGCAUACAAAUCAAUAAUGUUAUCAUGCAUAAUUUGUCUUUUUGUUUUUGUCAGUUUGUCACUCUUAUAUUACAACAAAUAUUUUUAACAAAUAAUGUGAAGUAGUAUGGGUAAAAUAUGUAUCAAAUAUUUUAAUAAACAUUGUUUUUUUAUUUAAAAAUAUUUUUAAUGUAUAAUUAAUUGUUUUUUAGGAACGAAGUUGAUCCAGAUAAUUUAGAACACGAAAACUAUAUUAAAGGAUUAUUUGUUUCUUUUGUUGAUGAAAUAAUAUCUAAAGCUAAUUCUAUGGUAACUAAUGAACAAUUUGUCAGUAAACUAAAGUUAAUUGAUACAGCAAAAUUGUAUAAAGUAAGUGUAUAUUACUUAAUAUUAAUAAUUAAGUAACAAAAGUAAAAUAAAAUGUAUUACCUACACAUUUUUGAAAUAGGAAUAAUAUUUAAAUUAUAAUAUAAUAUAUAUACACCAAUUUGUAUAAUUAUGUUUUAAGUUGUAAGAUCAUCCUUUAUGUCUAAUUAGAAGUCAUUAAGUAAAAUUUCCUUCUUCUUCAUCACUACUCAUUAAGUUGUCAUCUUAUUUACGUUUAUUUCAUAUCUUUUUAUUUUUAUUCUCCAUAAGUAUUCUAUAGUUUAGGUAUUGGUAUUUGAAUCGUUUAAAUGUUAAAUAAAUUUUGUAACUUAUGGUUUACACCAACUUAUCACUAUACAAAUUUAAAGAUUCAGUAUUAUCAAUUGUUGAUGUAAGUUGCACAUUAGACCCAUACUAAAAUUGUUUCAUCUAAGAUUUUUUUUAAAUAAUUAAUAAGUAGAAUAUUUUAAAUACCCACAUUUCACAGAAAAAUUUGAUUACAUAUUAUCAAAUAUAUUUUAAAUUAUUUGUAAUUUAUUUCAUUUUAACUUCAAUCAGUUAGUUCAUAAUAUUCUGUUUAAAUUUAUUACUAAUUUGAUUAUAAUUUUGUUUUACAGGACAAAUAUUCUCAAAAUCCAAAAGAGUUGAUAAGAAUUAUUAAAAAGUGCUUGGAAUCAGAAAAUUUAGUAGCUCAACAAAAUAGUGUAUGUAUUUUUUGUUAAUUAUUUUAUAUUUAUAUACAUAUAGGUGAUUCUUUUAGCAUACAAUACUCAUUAUUUCGUAAAGUAUUGACUUAAAAAAAAAAAAAAAAAUGUACCCUUAAUGAAACUAUCGUCAAUCAGAUAAAAAAAAUUCCAGAAGAAUAUCCCCAAAACUAUAUUGUCAAAUACAAUAAUAUUAAAAAAACAAUUUUUUUUAAUAAUUUCUAGAAUUACUGUGCAAUUACAAAAAUAGGGUUCACUAAUGACGAUCAUCCAAAAGCUCUUAGACUUAAAAUAACUAAUUUGUAGCAAAAACAAAUUACAAAUAUCAUAUUUGCAUAUUUGCCAAAUGUAUAACUGGUGGUUCCAUGGGGUCAAUUUAUAAAAAAAAUUAAUUAUACACUGAUAAGAAACAGUUUAAAAUAUUCUUAUUGAAGACAUACAAACUGUAUUUUGGAUUGAAAUGUAUAAAAGAUCAUUAGUAGCAGAACUUUGCAUAGAUAUUAAAGAAAUAGGUUGACCACUUUUAUUACAAUUGUAUAUGAGGUGAUGUUCCCUAAGGGGUGGAAAAUUGAUGCAAUUCAUCAGUUACUACCAUAGAUAACAUGCCUCACUUUGUUUAUCAAUCUUGGAUUAACUGUAACCAUUUUUUAGGAACACUGAUAAGGUGUUAUAUAAGGUGAUAGAUAGUUUAUCCAUAUCUUAAUUAGUUUGGGACAUUUAUCUCAACUUGAAAAUAAAUCAAAUAACAAAAUAGAAUUAACUGAUAUAAAUUAUAAAGUAACUUAAGGCAUUAAAUAAUUCUUAUUUCCAAAUUUGGAAGAUAAGAUGUUUAAAAUUAAUUAUGGUGAACAUUAGAGGGGUAGUGCUGACCUAACAAAAAAUAACAAAAAAAGCCACGAACAUUAUAUAUUAUCCACAUGAACAUUUAUUAAGACGUCUGAAAAGCAAAUAGAUAAAACUAGGUAAUUGAUAUUAGGCUACACAUUGAAAUUUAUCAAAAAAUAUUUAAAUUGUAGUGCCAAUAUGUAAGAUUAAUAAUAAUAAAAAAAAAACCUAAAAAAUUAAAUUAAAUUUGUCAAAUAGUCCUGUUACAUUCUGUAUAUUAGUAUAUAUUUAUUUUUAUUUUAUUGAUAUCAAAAUUAAUUAUAGAAUUAAUUAAACAAUUUAAAAAAUAUUGAAUUUAUAUUAAAAUCAUAUUUUAAUUUAUUAGUUUAUUAUUUUUAAUUUAAUUUAUUUAGUCUUUAAUGGAUGUUAACGUAAAAACAAAUCAGGAAAUGGAAAACAUUGAAAUUAUGCAGCAAAUGGAAUUGAUCAGUCAUCACGUUACACAUACAAAUGAAAUUCGCAUGACAAUUCAAACAGACAUUGAUUCUUUUAAUAUUUUGUACUCAGAAUGUGCAAAAUGUACUCGUAAGUUUAAAAAAUCAAAACAAACAUUUAUUAUUUACUAUUUAGUAUUAACUAGAAUUCUUAUAUUCUAGAACAUCUACAACACAUGAGAAACCAAAGAAUGAAUAUUCCUCAAGCUCAAGGUCCUGAAAUUGAACGUAAAUUGAAACAAGAAAAAGAAUUGUAUGAAGGACAGUUAAAGACUCAAUCAUUAAGUCUCAAUAAUGCUAUUUGUAUUUAUAUUAAUAAACUAAACGAAUCGUUAAAUUUGCUCAGCCCUGUUCAAGCUCAUAUUAUUGAUAAAGCAUUAAUACAGUGGAAACGUGAACAACAGUUAGCUGGUAAUGGAUAUAAAUACAUGAAGGAUAUUGAUGUCAUACAAACUUGGUACAUAUGAGCAUUCAUGAAAAGUUUAUUAAGUUUUAUUUAAUAUUUUUUUUAUUCUUUGCUAGGUGUGAAAAAUUAUGUGAUUUAAUUUGGAUAACUCGUUCUCAAAUUAAAGAAGCUGAUCGCUUCAGAGUGAAUUUAGGUCGUUAUUUCGAGUUGCCACCAUCUUGUGAAAUUAUUAAUACUCUUCUUGACAUGACUACACAGUAUCUUUCAUCAUUAGUAGCAAGGUAAACUUUUGUACACAUCUGUAUUUUGAAUUCAUGUAUACUUUAAUCCCUGAUUUCAAAGUAUUGAUGUGAAGUAUAUGUUUAUUGUUCAUUUUAUUUUAAAUAUAUAUAUAGAUAAAAAAAAUUAUUAUUUUCGACUAUUUAUAUAAUUAUUAUAUUUGAAAUUUUUAGUACUUUUGUGAUUAUAACUCAACCGCCUCAAGUUUUGAAAACAAAUACAAGAUUCGUAGCUGAAGUGCGUCUAUUAAUUGGAGGAAAACUCAAUAUCCACAUGACUUCACCUGUGGUAAAAAAACUACAUACAAAUUUCUUGUUAAUUUAAAAUUUAAAAAAAAUCCAGAUAUAUUAUGUGUGACACAUUCGAAUUGCAUCCAUAAAUGAUAUUUUGCAUCCACAAUUUCUUCAUGACAUACAAGUUGCGUCCGCAAUUUUAUCACAACACAUCCAAGUUGCAUCCACAUUAAUAAUAUAUACAUAUUUUUCUUCCCACUUUUACAGACUAAUGAGUACUAUCGUGUUGUGGGUUGUUGUUAAAAAUGUAUUAUAUAUUAGGUAUUUUAAAUUACUUUUAUUGAUCUAAAAUGUAUAUUUUAUUAAAAAUAAUACUAUGUCCAACCUUUGUAAAUACUGUAAUACGCAGAUACCAUGUCAAUUAUUAUUAUUUUUUAACGAACACAAUAAUUGAUGGAUAAAUAUUAAUGAGUUAACUAUCAAACAUAUAGAAAUAGAAUAACAAUUAUUCUUGCGAACGCUACUCUAAACAGUCGUAGAAAAACCAUGGACGCAACUCUGUUGUGGUGGCGUAUAUUUUAGUUUUAAGGAAUGCAAUUCGUAUGCAGCCCUUUUAUGUAUUGCGUUGAUCACUGUUGGUAGUUAGUGGUAAAGUAGAAUAUAGGGUAAUAUACUGAUAUAUUUUAGUUAUUGAAAGCAUCAAUAAAUGAUACUUAAUAGAGGUGUGUCAAACAUAAAUUUUCAAUAAUAUAUUAAUUACAACAAAAUAAUUAAAAUUGAUGAAAAGUUAUUAUUUUUGUCUAUUGUUCCAUUUAGUUUUAUUGUUUUAUGUUUUCAAUGAAACUAAUAACAGUUAUUUACAAAAAUUAUUAUUCAUAUAGUGAAUCAAUGGUUGAAAUUGAAUGUAAAACAAUAAAAGAUAAACAAAUGACAAUAUAUUAAAUCAAAAAACCUAAAGAAAAUUAUUGAUUAAGUGUUUAAACAACCAAUGUUGUCAAAGUUUAAAUGUGAUAUAACUUUUGUAAAAUGUCUAUAGAUUGCUUUUUUAAAAUCAAUAGUAGGUAGUUUUAUCAUCCCCAAAAUAUGUGUGACAAAUAGUAACAUUAAUAUAACAUUUUAUACUUGUUUCUUAAAUUUUCAUUAAAAAAUAAUUAAUAUUUUUUGUUAUAAUACAUGUCUUAAGUUAUGUUGAUCACUCUGUAAUUGUAUCUAUUGUAUAUGUUUUAUGUAUAAAUGAUUUAUUUUACUAGGUUAAAGUAUCCAUAGUCAGUGAAACUCAAGCUAAUCAAAUCAUUGGAAGAAACAAGCCAGAUGGUGAAUCUUGUGGUGAAAUAUUAAAUUGCACUGGAAAAAUGGAAUAUCAACCUGUCCAAAGACAUUUGUCAACCAAUUUCCGGUAAGUUUAAACUAAAAAUUUCUUUAUAAGAAUUAUAUAAUAAAAUAAAAUCUUAAGAGCAGCACACCUCUGUAACUUCAAAUUUCCCCACUUGUUUUUGUUACAAUAAUAAGUGUUUUUUUUUUUUUUUUUUUUUUUUUUUUUUUUUUUUUAUGGUUAUUUUUAAAUUAGUAUCUGAAUUUGUAUUUAUUUAUGAUUUAUAUUAACUUAACACCAAUUAACAACCCUCUUUUCCUACCCUAUUUUAAUGACUACUAUGAAACGGUCUCUAUUUUCGGGAAUAAUUAAUUAAUAAUUUGUAUUAAUGUGCUAUAGAAGUAUGCAAUUGAAAAAAAUCAAGCGCACAGAAAAAAAAGGAACAGAAUCUGUUAUGGAUGAAAAAUUUUCAAUUUUAUUUUCAUCCAAAUUUUUUAUUGGUAAUGAGCUUCAAUUUGAGGUAAGUCAUUUUGAAUUCAAAUAUGAUUGUGUAAUAAACUUAGUAUGCAUUAAAUAUAAAUUUUUUUAUCUUUCUUUAAAAAGCUAACCUACUGUUUAACAUUUUUGGGGGGAGGGCUGAUAAUUUUAACUGAUUACCUUUUUUACACUAAUGUAGUGGAAAACAUUCAUUUUUGGGGGGUCUAUAGCAACUGUAGAAGGAGACAGUCCCCAGCCCCUUUUAUUUGCAUAGAUGAUUAUUGCAUGAGGGAAGAUAUAGGAUUUAGUGUAAUUUAGUUUAUAUUUUUAAAUCAAUAUUUACUUAUUGUGAAGGUUCAGAUAUGUAUGCACAUAAAAUAACUGUUAUAUAUGUAUACAUUCAUGUACUAAAGAAUUACCAAAUAUAUAAUAAAAAUAUGCUCAACAAAUUAAUUUUAACUUUUGAAAUCAAAAAUUUAAAAUGUAUUAUAGUUUAUAACGUAUAAGUAUUUUAUUUUUGUAGUAGUUUUUUUUUAUUAAUUACUUUUUUGAUAUUAGUAGUGGUAGUAGUAUUUUUUUAAAUUUUUUUUUCCUCGUGUUAUCAUACAAAUACAUUAAGUGGAGAUUCUAAUUUAUGUAAAUCUAUCUAUUCAUAUAUUUAUAUGUGUAUAGGUUAGGUAUAAUUACUGAGCUUUAAUAUAUAAAUGUUGUUUUGCCAAUUGCAUUAUUCAGAGUAUAUUUUUUUGUUUCUUCAUAACAAUUGGUUUAAUAAUUUUAAAGCAAAGUUGAGUCAUUUGGUAUUUCUUCACCUAUAUAUUCUAUUAAAAAAUAUAAAAUAUAAUUUUAUUUACUUUGUGGAAAGGAAUAUUGGCUCAUACAAAUACUUACAUAUUUAUGUAAAUGAUCAUUUUUACCGACCACGUUAGACAUUUAUUGUUGUAACUGAGUUUCAUUUGUUAUUGUCAAUUACCUAUGCAAAUAUAUUUAACUGUUUUUAAAUUUUAUUCAACAGUAAAAUUGUUUAUUAUAUGAUAUUUGAGACAAACAAAAUAUAAAAAUUGUUUAUGUGUAGGUAAAUGAUAAAUACUAGUAUAUAUGGUAUAAACAUAACAUUUAUAUUUUACGUUAGUACGUGAUAGACUGUAUUUACACCAAUGAUAAAAUAAACAUUGUAAAAUUAAUUUUGUUUUUGGAAAAUGUACUGAAAUGUUCACUUAUAUUCUCAAAUUUCAAAUUAUGCAUUUAAAAUAUAGAACUAUAAAAUAUGCAAAAUAAAAAUAAUAUCAUUUAAUUUAGUAGAACAUGAAUAAAAUUUGUAUCCAGGCCCAAUAUUAUUUAACUUAUUAUAAUAUAUUUGCUAUGCGCUAUUUAGUACUUAAAUUACUUAAUAAAUAAUAUUUAAGUAAUUGAUUGGUAAGUGCUGAAUAAAGCAACUUGCAGGUUAGGUUAAAAUUAUUAAAAUAGUGUCCAUUAAUUUAUUAUUUUAUUUUCAAAAAUCUUUACAAUCUUUUCAUUACAAUAUUUAAUAUUCUAGGUAUGGAAUUUAUCAUUACCAGUAGUAGUUAUUGUGCAUGGAAAUCAAGAUCCACAUGCUUGGGCUACUGUUACAUGGGAUAAUGCUUUUGCUGAACCUGGACGAGUUCCAUUCAAUGUUCCUGAUAAAGUACCAUGGAGAAAUGUUGCAGAAGCAUUAAACAUGAAGUUUUCAGCAGCUACAGGUCGUGGUCUCUCAGAAGAAAGCUUAACAUUUUUAGCUGAAAAGGCCUUUAGGUUAGUUUACAAAUUAGGUAAAAAAAAAAUUAACUUUUAAACUAACUUGUGUAUUUUAUUUUUAGAAUGCAAAAUGUGGAUUUUAAUCAUAUGGUUUUGUCAUGGUCACAGUUUUGUAAAGAACCAUUACCACAAAGAAGUUUUACAUUUUGGGAAUGGUUUUAUGCUGUGAUGAAAAUAACUAGAGAACAUUUAAAAGGACCGUGGACUGAUGGGUAGUCAUCCUUUUCUUUUUCUUUUUUUAAUAACUUUGUAUAUUAAAACUUUUUUCCAUGACAAUUAUUUUGGUUGCAUGAUUACAUGCAUCAAUAACCUUUUGAUUUUUAAAUUUCUAUAGAGCAAUCAUGGGAUUUAUUAGAAAGUCUGAUGCGGAAGAGAUGUUGACAAGAUAUGCUACUGGUACAUUUUUAUUAAGAUUUUCAGAUUCAGAACUAGGUGGUCUAACUGUUGCCUGGGCUGGAUGUAAGUUACUUUUUUUUUUUAGAUAGAUAUUUAAUAUUAAUAAUUACAUUUUAUUAUUAUUAUUUUUUUUUUUUAGCUAAUGAUUCUGAUGCAUACAGUUUGCAUCCAUUUUCAGCUAAAGAUUUAUCUAUUCGGAACUUGGCUGAUAGAUUAUUGGAUUUACCAUAUCUAACAAAAUUGUAUCCUGAUAUAGAUAAAAACCAAGCUUUCGGAAAAUACUACACUCAGCCUCCAAGUAUUUACAUAAUAUGUGUCUUUAAUAUUAUAUUUAGUUUAUUUCAUGUUCUGUGUACCUACAUAUACAAUAUAUAUCUGUACAAUAAACUUGUAAACAUUAAAAUUAAAUAAUACUUUUUUUUAAUUAAUUUUAUAAUUUAGAUAUUAUCACUCCUGUUACAAGCAAUGGUUACUUAAAACCAUUAUUAGUUACACAUGUUCCUGGAUGGGGAGGGCCUGGAACUAAUGGCCAAGGAAUGAACAGUUACCCUAAUACUCCACAAAACCAUAUGUUUCAUGUAAACAGCCCUGGAAACUGUAGCAAUCGAGAAACGUCUUCAGAGCAUGGUGAACAGGCAAAUAAGUAAGAAAAAUACCUUGAAAACAUUUUUAUGCAUUUUUAGCUUGAAUUUAGUUUUGUUUGAGUAUAAAAGAGAUAAUACAAAUUAGAAGUGAGUGAGUAGUUUUAUAAUUAGACAUUAAGUUAUAUUUAAUGUAUAAAUAAACUAUAAUUUAAAUAUUUUAUUUGUACUAAUUUACAGGUUGUUAACUAUAUGCAUAUCUUGAAUUAUUGUUUUUGAGUUUUCACAGGCAAUAUGAUUUGGUGACAUGGGUCGCAGUGGUAUCAUGUGUUUGUUUUGUUUAUGUGUAUCUUAUUUUCAUUAAUAAGAUUUAUAUUUUUAAAUAAUGAAUUAAAUUUAGUUUAUGCGAUUAACUUAAUAAAAAAAAACAAAUUUAUUAACAAUCCCAGUGCAUAACAUAUUUAAGUGUGGAUUGAAUCAAAUCUGUGCUUGCAUUAUUCAUAAGUAUCUACAAAUAGGCCUAUGAUAUGCCUAUCUACAAAUAGGCAUAUCAUAUAUAAAAUAUCAUCAGCCAUUCAGCCAAAUGUUUAGUUAAUUAAAAAGCUUGUGUAGAUUUAGCUUAUAUUACCAAUAUUAAUUAGCUUAUAUUUAGUAGAAACAUUUGUUAUUAUAUUAAUUUUUUUUUAAAAUAGUUUUAUUUGAUCAAUUUAAAAUGCUCGCUCACUUCUAAUAAUAUUGCCUUUAUUUUAAAUGCUUUGAAAGUGGUGUACAUAGAAUUUAUUAGUUUAGGUCUAAUAGAAUAUUAUAUAAUUUCAUUAUAUACCAAAUUGUAAAUUAAAUAAACUAAGCAAUUAUAUAUAUAUAUAUAUAUAUAUAUAGGUUUUUUUUUUCUUCGAGUGCUAUGUACACUACUACUUAUUUCUUCUUGCCAAUUUCUAUAAAUGUAACACAUAUUUAUACUAGAUUUCUAUCAAAAAUUGUUUUAUAUUAAUAUAUUAACAUUUUUUUUUUUUUAGUAUGCAUGGAUUAUUCUAAUUUUUUAGUUUUAUUAAUUAUUAUAUGGAGCCUUUGAAUUCAAACCAUGUUAAAUAUUUACAUUUAUAGACAAAUGCAUAAUUUGAUAAUAAUGUACCAUUUUUUUGAAAAAUGAUAAAGAAAAUAUAUAUAUUCCCAUUAAAAUCUUUAUCAAAUAUAUUUAAUACAAAAUACUUUUAAUGAAUACUAUAUUCUUAAUAAUUACUUAAAUUUGAAUUCUUAAUACUUUUUAAAACUUUAUAAUUUACAGUAAUUUCUAUUUAGCAAUAUAAUUAUAUGUUUCUUGCAUUAUUCAUUAUUUUAUUACCUACAGUAUAUCAAAACUGUAAAUGUUAAUAUUUUAGUACCGUAUAGUUAGUAUGGUUCUUUGCCUUUUUUCUCAAAUUUUAGAGUUGGCCACCAUGUUUUUUUCCUGAAUAUAUAGGGCUACAAAUUUAAUGACAUCAAAACUAAAUUCCUUUUGAAAUAGAAAAUGAAAAAUGUUUUAUUGAUAUCAUGGUAUAUUUUGUAUUUUAUUACAACUAAACAAAUUUAUAUAUUGAUAAGAAAUAAUAAUACUAUUUAUUUGUGAUGAUUCUUAAAUACAAAAUAAUUUUUGAUUAGUAUAACAUAACUAAAUAGAAGUAAUAUUAGAAUUAAUAAAAAAAUAUUACUAGUCAACAAAUAAUAAUGCCUUAAAAUGCCACAAAUAGAUGGUGUUGAAAUUUUUGAUUUCCGUCAACCCAUUGAUGAGAUAUUCCAUUUUUAAGUUUGGGCUGAAGAAGAGUAGUGGAGUAUCAUUUGUGUGGCGGUACAGCACAUGGCAUAUUAAUAAUAAUAAAAUUGUUUUUAAAUAAUAUUCUAUCUAUUUAAGGCCUUUUCAAAAUAAGUUGCCAUUUGAAAAUUGAAAGUAGGCAGUUAUUUCACUCUCAAAAUUAAGGGGUACAAAAAAAAUUAAAACAUAGCACUUUAGAACUAUUUGAUUCUUAAGUUUUCAAAACAAAAAUUUUGAAAAAAAAUUAAUACCUUCAGAGAUAAUUAGUGUUUCCAGUUUAUUGCCCAAAAAAUGAUAAAGCUUUUAUAGAACGUCCGGCCAUUACAAAAACUGCCAAAAUUAUAUAUUUUGCCCAUAGCAUAAUAUAUAUAUAUCCCCAUUACACAGGUUGUAAAAAUUAUUUUAAAAAAAAGAAAUGGUGAUUCGAUUGAUAUGAUGUAGUAAAAAAUUAUUUAAACUAAAAGAAAUUUUAGAAACUUACUGAUUCAUCAUUAGCUAAUAUUUGUUAUACCAAAAAUUUGUUUCAUAAUAUAUUUAUAAAAUUUCAAUCUUAGGUUUGGAAAAAACAUUUUUUCUUUUUUUUAAUUUUAUAAAAAAAUAUAAAAUAGAGAAAUUUUAAAACUACACUUAAUUACAAGAUCAAAAACUUUUAAAAGUUUCCUAUGUAACUAUUUAAAUCUUUUUCAUCUUUAUCAUAACUAUCCUUUUUCAGGUUUGCCACUUUCAUCUAAACUUCCACUUGACCCAAUUUCCUACAUCAUUACCAUUAUACCAUUACUUCCAAUUCCUCUCUCCUUAUGACAUAUCCAAAUCAUCUCUGUUUUUUUGAUCUCAUUUUGUCUAUUAUUGAAGCAAUUUUUAUAUUUAUAUUACAAACCUUUAUAUAUAUAAGAAAAGGUUCUUACAUACUUGUUCUUUGUUCUAUAUGUAUAUCUAUCCCUCCCCAAUAUUAAACAAUAUGAUAUAUUGUUAUGUAUGAUCUAAUAUAAUAUGACACAAUAGAUCUCACACCACACUCUUAUAAAACUUCUUUUAAGUCUUAUUUGAAUUCUUUGUCACAUAAACAUCUGGCAUUUACAUCCACACAAUUCUAUGUUUCACAUUUUUGUUAAAAAGGCAAAUUUUUUAAUCAAAAUAUCCUAGGUACUUUAACUUUCAAUCUUGCUUUUCAAUCACUGCUUAUUGUCAUUACUUGUCUUGUUCUGUUAACGUCUUAUCAUCUUUCUCCAAACUCAUAUUCUGUAUGAUAUUCCUUUUCCUUCAAGUGUUACUCUUUUACAUUCCUCAAGCAUAUCGCUAAUUACUUCCAGAUUUUCUCUCAUUAAAACUAUGUCAUCUGCAAACAUCAUGCACCAUGAUACCCCUUCUUGUAUUUCCUUUGUAACUUCAUCCAUUAUAACAGAAAACUAUUAUUGUGUAUAUUAUUAACUUUUUACUAUUUAAAUAAUACGUACAAAAAUAACCCAAUGUAAAAUAUGAGUGAUCAUAUUGUAAACUAUUUCACAAUGUAUUAAAAAGUAGUAUCAUAAAAUUUGCAAAUUUUUUGUUUUGAUAACAUUUUUAAAUGUAUCAAUCCAAAAAUAAAGUGAUUUUAAAAAGCUUUAAAUUAGGCUGAUGUAGUUUUAUUUUUGUGAUUUUGUGUGGCCAGCUGUAUCUUUAAUACUAUAUUGUAAUAAUUGUGACAUAUUAACGCAACUACAUAAAUUAAUAAUUGAGUUUAUACAUUAAUUAACAUCAUUAGCAUUUAAUAUGCUUUCAUAAUUAUUUGGAAUAAAUUUAUUUAUCUAAAAAUAAUUUUAAUUUAAUAUUAUCUGUAAUGGGGAAGAUUAUAUAGAUACAUUUUUGCCAAAUUCAAAAAAAUAUUUAUAUUUUAUUUUAUUUUAUCUUAAAUUAGAUUUUUUUUUUUUUUACAAAGGUUCCAAAUAUUAUAAACAAUAUGUAGUAGUGUAAAAUAUAUUUGUAUUUUUUUAAAAAAUAAUUUUUAAUUUUUCUUUAACUCAACAGUACAUCUGAAAAGUACCGCCCAGGGUCGUUUUUUUCAGCUGCAAUCUUAUGAUGGGAUUUAGGAAUGCCUGUACUAUGAUCCGUGAUCAGGUAUCCAAGAGAGUUGGAUGUUAAUUUUUUUUAUUCUAUUAUUACUACUAGUAUUAUUAAUAUUAUUAUUAUUAUUAUUAUUUUUUUUUUUUUUUUUUUUUAUAAUUAUAACAAUAUGUUACCUUAUUUUCAUCAAUUCUUACAUUAUAUUGUAUAUUAGAUUGAAAAAUAGUAUUUUUGUAGUAUAUUCCAACUAUAAAAGUGUAGUCUUAUUAGAUUAUUUAUGCUGCAUUUAUGUAUUAACUAUACUUUAAACAUAAUUAUUAUUCAAGUGUGUAUGAUUUAAUACAAAAAGUAAGGAACUUAAUAAGAAAUAUUUAAAGAACAAUAUUGACUUGGAAAGUAUACUUUUUGAUUUUUCAAGUUAUUACUAAAAUAAAUAUUGCAUAUAUGUGUAUAAUGUAUAUGCAUUUAUAAUUGUUAUAUCUCUAAACAUAAAUACAUAUUAAAGCAUUAAGUUUUAGUUUUUAUCACUUUUAAAUCUCAAACACAACUGAAAUUUGUUUUAAAAAUCGCUUUAAACCUAUAUUAUUUACUCAUUUUAGCAUAUAUGUUUUAUUUAAUUGAUUGGCUUAAAAAAAAAAUUGUUUUGCUUAUUUAGUAUGAUGGCCUUUGGAAAUGACUCCUUAGAAAUGGAUUUUUCUUCGAACUUAAAUGACAUAUCGCAUGUGGAUGAAGCGUUUUUAAUUUAA
Cinara cedri is the source of this 17198-nucleotide messenger RNA. The record is from the annotation of a GenBank genome assembly. Lineage: Eukaryota; Metazoa; Arthropoda; Insecta; Hemiptera; Aphididae.